GCGACCGCUUCCGGUCUGGAGAAGCUCUGCUUAGGUUCGCUGCGUGGUUUGUGUCAUGCGGAGGUAGGCCUCUGAGAGCAAGGCGGGAGGUGUGGAAGCAAGAACCCGCAUCCGGACUCUAGAGUCUGGGAUUCUGGCGGGAAGACAAGAUAAAAAGGAGCCAGGAACCUGAAAACGACCUAUCCGCUGUUUCCGAGGGGGCAACUUCCACGAGGAACCCCCCCCACCCCUUCCCUGGUAACGGCCAGAAAAGAGGAGAUGGCGCCAGUCAGGGAGCGGCUGUGGCCGAGACAGUGAGGACGCUUGAAGGCAGAGCAAGCGGAAGCCUUAGGAGAAGUAUCGGACUCUUCGCUGUCACCGCCGCCGCUUCCACCACCAUGGAAGGAGCCAAGCCAACCUUGCAGCUCGUGUACCAGGCGGUGCAGGCGCUUUACCACGACCCAGAUCCCAGCGGAAAGGAGCGCGCCUCGUUUUGGCUUGGGGAGCUGCAACGUUCGGUUCAUGCGUGGGAGAUUUCUGAUCAAUUGUUACAGAUCCGACAGGAUGUGGAAUCAUGCUAUUUCGCUGCCCAGACCAUGAAAAUGAAGAUCCAGACCUCAUUCUAUGAGCUUCCCACAGACUCCCAUGCCUCUUUAAGGGACUCAUUGCUAACUCAUAUUCAGAACUUGAAAGACUUGUCACCUGUCAUUGUAACACAGCUGGCUUUAGCAAUAGCAGACCUUGCCCUACAGAUGCCUUCUUGGAAGGGAUGCGUACAAACAUUGGUAGAAAAAUAUAGCAAUGAUGUAACUUCUUUGCCUUUUUUGCUGGAAAUCCUUACAGUGUUACCUGAAGAAGUACACAGUCGUUCCUUGCGGAUUGGAGCCAACAGGCGCACAGAAAUCAUAGAAGACUUAGCCUUCUACUCUAGUACAGUGGUUUCUUUAUUGAUGACAUGUGUAGAGAAAGCAGGAACUGACGAGAAGAUGCUUAUGAAGGUCUUCCGAUGUUUGGGAAGUUGGUUUAACUUGGGAGUUUUGGACAGUAACUUCAUGGCUAAUAAUAAGUUAUUAGCACUCCUUUUUGAGGUUUUGCAACAAGAUAAGACCUCAUCUAACCUACACGAAGCUGCUUCCGACUGUGUGUGCUCUGCUCUCUAUGCUAUUGAAAAUGUAGAGACUAACUUGCCAUUGGCCAUGCAGCUUUUUCAGGGCGUCCUGACACUGGAGACUGCCUAUCAUAUGGCUGUGGCACGGGAAGAUUUAGACAAAGUUCUGAAUUACUGCCGUAUCUUCACCGAACUAUGUGAAACUUUUCUGGAAAAAAUUGUCUGUACUCCAGGCCAAGGUCUGGGAGAUCUUCGAACUUUGGAAUUGCUUCUUAUCUGCGCAGGCCACCCUCAGUAUGAGGUAGUAGAAAUUUCCUUUAACUUUUGGUACCGGCUAGGAGAACAUUUAUACAAAACCAAUGAUGAAGUUAUUCACAGCAUCUUCAAAGCAUACAUUCAGAGGCUGCUUCAUGCCUUGGCUCGACACUGCCAGUUGGAACCAGACCAUGAAGGAGUUCCUGAAGAGACUGAUGACUUUGGGGAGUUUCGAAUGAGAGUGUCAGACCUGGUGAAGGACUUGAUUUUCUUGAUUGGAUCUAUGGAGUGCUUUGCUCAGUUGUACUCUACUCUGAAGGAAGGCAAUCCACCCUGGGAGGUGACAGAAGCGGUCCUCUUUAUCAUGGCUGCUAUAGCAAAGAGUGUUGAUCCGGAGAACAAUCCUACACUCGUGGAGGUACUAGAGGGAGUUGUCCAUCUCCCAGAGACUGUGCACACAGCUGUGCGCUACACCAGCAUUGAGUUGGUUGGUGAAAUGAGUGAAGUGGUGGACCGAAAUCCUCAGUUUCUGGAUCCUGUAUUGGGCUAUUUGAUGAAAGGCCUGUGUGAAAAGCCUCUGGCUUCUGCUGCAGCCAAAGCCAUUCAUAACAUUUGUUCCGUUUGUCGGGAUCACAUGGCUCAGCACUUUAAUGGACUCCUAGAAAUCGCCCACUCCCUUGAUUCUUUCAUGUUGUCUCCUGAAGCCGCCGUGGGUUUGCUAAAAGGAACAGCUCUUGUCCUAGCAAGACUACCUUUGGAUAAGAUCACUGAAUGUCUUAGUGAGUUAUGUUCUGUUCAGGUUAUGGCAUUGAAAAAGCUGUUGUCUCAGGAGCCCAGCAAUGGCAUUUCUUCAGAUCCCACUGUCUUCUUAGAUCGCCUGGCAGUAAUAUUUAGACACACCAAUCCUAUUGUAGAAAAUGGACAGACUCAUCCAUGCCAAAAAGUCAUCCAGGAAAUAUGGCCAGUUUUGUCUGAGACUCUGAAUAAACAUCGAGCUGACAAUCGGAUUGUAGAGCGUUGUUGUAGAUGCCUGCGCUUUGCGGUUCGCUGUGUAGGCAAAGGAUCUGCAGCCCUGUUACAGCCACUAGUCACACAGAUGGUGAAUGUGUACCAUGUACAUCAGCAUUCCUGUUUCCUGUAUCUUGGCAGUAUACUUGUGGAUGAGUACGGCAUGGAAGAAGGCUGUCGGCAGGGAUUAUUAGACAUGCUCCAGGCGCUAUGCAUUCCCACCUUUCAGCUCCUAGAACAGCAGAAUGGCCUCCAGAAUCACCCCGACACUGUAGAUGACCUGUUCAGGUUAGCCACCCGAUUUAUUCAGCGAAGCCCUGUCACCCUGCUGAGGAGCCAGGUGGUUAUCCCGAUCUUACAGUGGGCCAUCGCGUCUACCACCUUGGAUCACCGAGAUGCCAAUUCCAGUGUCAUGAGGUUCCUGCGAGACCUCAUCCACACAGGAGUAGCAAAUGAUCAUGAAGAAGACUUUGAAGUGCGGAAGGAACUAAUUGGACAGGUGAUGGACCAGCUUGGGCAGCAGCUUGUAAGCCAGUUGCUACACACGUGCUGCUUCUGCCUUCCCCCUUACACCCUACCCGAUGUGGCUGAAGUGCUCUGGGAGAUCAUGCAGGUUGACAGACCGACUUUCUGUCGGUGGCUAGAGAAUUCCUUGAAAGGUUUGCCAAAGGAGACAACGGUGGGAGCUGUCACAGUGACACAUAAACAACUUACAGAUUUCCACAAGCAAGUCACGAGUGCUGAGGAAUGUAAGCAAGUUUGCUGGGCCUUGCGAGACUUCACCAGGUUGUUUCGAUAGCUCAAGCUCACACUCCUGCACUGUGCCUGUCAUCAGGAAUGUCUUUUUUCAUUAGAAGACAGGAAGAAAACAACCCAGACUGUGUCCUACAAUCAGAAACCUCCGUUGUGGCAGAGGGGCCUUCACGACCACCAUACCAUCCCGCCACACAGGGAGAGACUUCACCCUCCAAGGCAUCCUAAGGAGUCCCUGUUUGGGGUGUGAGGGGGAAACAGCGCGUGGUAUUUAAGGAUGGCUACAGCCUGUCCGGCGUGGUGGGAGGGAACUAGUUUCCUGGUGAACUUCUUUCUAAAAGGAAAAAUAAUUUAAGGAAAGUUAAAAAAAAAAAAAAGAAAAAAAGAAAGAAAAGAAAA
Messenger RNA from Rattus rattus (black rat), 3502 nucleotides. It is a transcript of the gene Tnpo3, whose product is annotated as transportin 3. The record is from RefSeq and is a predicted model, not a curated record. Gene Ontology annotation, cellular component: cytoplasm; nuclear membrane. Bases 378 to 3149 code for a protein of 923 amino acids. The transcript has 23 exons. Gene Ontology annotation, biological process: protein import into nucleus. NCBI's taxonomy places the organism in Eukaryota, Metazoa, Chordata, Mammalia, Rodentia, Muridae.